UAAAAAUACAAUAAAACUUGGAGUAAAUAUAUUUCUACUCUGGCAAUAUUUAUAAACGUCAAAUCGACCACUUUUGUGAACCACAAAAAGCCAGUCAAAAAAACUCGCGUAAUUUGGAGAAUCUGUCUCAGUGCCUGAUAACUGAAGAACAAAAAAAUAUAUUUUAGUGGGAAUUAAGCUAUUGUUCUAAAUUUAUUCAACUUAAAUAGUAUACUAAAAUAAUGGAGCAUGAUAUUAACAAGCCGUACAAAAUAUGUGAUGUAAAUCGGGACAAAAAGAAAGGUAUAGUAGCUUCAUCCCUAGAAGAUCUCCUUGCGAAAGUGCCAGAAAAAUUAGGGAUGCCAUCGGAGAAUUUAACAGUGGUCUUGGAGUCCGACGGCACAGAAGUGGACGACGAAGAAUACUUUUCUACUUUGGACCCUGAUACUUCUCUUAUGAUCUUACAUGGUCUUGAAAAAUGGGCUCCGAAUAUGCCAAAGUGCCAAGUUUCCCUUGAUCAAACUGACGAUAUAGCAUUAGGAGACAAAGGGCAAGUUGCAAACUUAGUGGGCCGCCUGCAACAUAACUUGUGCCACAUCUCACUGCUUGGAGGUCAAGAUCUGGAACUGCUAUCGGAUAUGGACCCGGACAGUCUAGCAGACAUUGUCACAGACAGAGACAAUAGAAUCAUUUUGGAGCACAUCAAAGAAGCAUCUGGAAGAAUAUUGCUAGAGAAGCGCCAGGCCCAAGAUGCCAUGGAGUUAUUGAAGCUAUACCAUCAAAGUGUGGCCAAUGGGAACGAAGAUAUGUCACCACCAAAGCAAGAGAGAGUUUAAAAAGUGUGUGAAUUGCAAUGGUAACCCACCACAUUUUUAUUUGUCAUAACUUGAUUCAGGGUCUUUUCAUUUUCCUUCUAAUAACUUGUAAUUUUCAAUAUUCUCUUUUAUUUAAAAGGUAUUUUUAGUUUGUUGGUUUUACUUGAAUAAUUUUUUAAAAGGAUAAGUAUAUUGAUCCAGUUUUUAUAAUCUUUUCACCUGAAUCAAGUUAUGAGUAACAUAAUGUAACCCUCAAUUUAUUUUUAAGGGAUGGUUCACCUCAAAAGUUUACAAAAACAACUACACAAGCUUGUGUGCAAAAUUCUUUGAAGAUCUGGUUAUUUUUACUCUAUAAAAGUAUAACGCACUUAGCAUAAUAAAGAGUAUUCAUGAUACCAAAUAUUGAGGCCUUUUUAUAAACAUUAUUUACUUAGUUAUUUAAAUUUUAUUUCUAAGAAAUAAAUGUACCUAUGUACUAGUUUAGCCAAAAAUUAAGAAAUGCACUGUAACAUGUAUACUCGUUACUUUUAUUAUUUAAAGUAGUAUCGUGUGUCAUUAUUAUAUAUUGCAAUGUCCUCCAUUAUUAUGACUAGUAUUGAGUAAUGUGUAAGCUGGUACAUGGUAAAAUAUGGUAGACAUUAGUGAUAAAACAACGCUAAUCUUAUGAAUAUGAGCUGAAAUUGAAAGAUAACAGUGUUAAUAAGCAUUGUAAGUAAAUAUUAAAAUGUUUAUGUAUAUAAUUAGUCUAAAAUGUAAUGUAGUUAGUUACAUAACAGUCAACUAUUAGAAUUAUCUAUUUAUAUAUUUGUGUGAUUAAUUUAUUAUUUCGACUGAUGAAUGUAAGGCAUUUUCUAAUUGAGUAUUGCCAUAGAAAAUAAUAUCAGUCUUAGUACUAAGUUGUUUAGAUAAAACCUUUACACAUAUUUUAAUAACAAAUCUGACAAUAGGUAUGCUAGUGCUAAGCAUUUAUGAUCUUCUAUUCCUUAUUUUUAUAUUAUAUUUUUUUCAUAUUUUGUAAACUUUUGAGAGACGAAUUGCCACAAGGUUGAUAAUCAACAUCAAUUUAAAAGACUGAUAGUUGGUAAAUUUAUGUUUUUAUAUAGUUUUACCCCUAGUAUAAGAUUUAUUCAUUUAAUUCCAAAUUUGCUCAAACAUUUUACAGGAUACUAAAUAAGUUACCCUUUGUUUAAUUCCACUGCCAUACAUUAUAAAGAAAUAUUGGCUAAUUUUGUUUAAAUAUAUUUAGUGGGGUAUAGCUGUUGGUACUGUUGAAGUGAUAAAACAAUGACAUUAGUUACUCAUAUGGAAUUGUAACCAUUUUGUUAGACUAUAAUAUCAAAUGGAUAAAUUCCAGAAGUUUCUUACGGAACCUUGUUGUAAAUGUUUGUAUGAACUUGGGAAACAUAAGAAGUGUGAAUUCUAGGCAUUAUUAAUUCGGUAAAUGGUGUUUGUACGAUAUGAACUACUUAUUUAUAAUUUCUAAUGAUUCAGUCCUUAUAUCCUGAAGCCUUGAUAAAUAUUAUUUCAAUGAAAAUUCCUUUUCACAGAACUAUGAGACAUUUAUUUUCACUAACUGGAUUGCUGUGCUAGAUGUUAUAUACGUAAUAUUGUAUUAUAAAGUAGUGCACCCGAUAAACUUAUGAUAGCUGGCAAAAAGUAGGAACUAUCCUCUAAUAUUGCACACUUUAUCCAUUAUAUUGCAUAUAAAAAUACAAGCCUGACAUUACUGAUGAUUUUAAUUGUAUCAGACAAAAGUACUGACUGAAUCUUAGGCAAAUAUAACCAAAUAACUUUGUAGCUGGAUCAGAUACUUUACAUAAAUACUUAAAGCUCAAACAGUGAUUGAGAACUUUCUGCCUGGUUAUUUAAAUAAUUCAUAAAUUAAUACUAUGCCAGAAAAUUCAUAAGCUGCACAUAAUUAAACCAACAUGUAUGGUAAUACUAAUUAAUGUUAGAAUAAAUCCAUAAAAUAUUACAUUUAUAGUCAUAGUAAAAAUAAUGCAUUCCAAUGUUAACACCAAAUAAAUCUUGUCUUCAUUUGAUAUACAGGUUUUUAUGUACCUAUAGUUAUGUAUUAUGCAAGUAGUGUAAAUUCAAUCUAAACUGAUUUUGAUGUACUGAUUGAUGUCUCUUGUGGUAACAAAAAUGUACAAUUGAAAUUGUUAAAUAAUAGCUAGCAGUCUCCAUUAUUCUACAUGGAAGACUUCACAAUACAAAAUCUUAGUAGCAGCUUAUCACUUUAAUAUGUAUAAUUAUAUGUUAACAGUACUACACAUUGGAAAUUAAUUUAAUGUUUUUGUGGAAUUGGUAGAUGUCAACAAUAAUAAAUAGGUAAUAGAGGAAUUGGAAUUCAGUUUUAUUGUGCACAAAUAAAACAUAUUGGAAAUUAAA
Molecule: messenger RNA, 3185 nt
Organism: Helicoverpa zea (corn earworm)
Lineage: Eukaryota; Metazoa; Arthropoda; Insecta; Lepidoptera; Noctuidae
Gene: Drep1
Product: DNA fragmentation factor subunit alpha
Exons: 2
Coding region: 222-815 (197 amino acids)
Biological process (GO): regulation of apoptotic process; apoptotic process
Source: RefSeq, a predicted model, not a curated record